Coccidioides immitis RS is the source of this 1413-nucleotide messenger RNA. RefSeq lists its product as uncharacterized. The coding region runs from base 290 to 646 and encodes 118 amino acids. The transcript is spliced from 4 exons. NCBI's taxonomy places the organism in Eukaryota, Fungi, Ascomycota, Eurotiomycetes, Onygenales, Onygenaceae. The record is from RefSeq and is a predicted model, not a curated record.
GCUGCCUGUGUGCCUGUCUCUCUGCUGCCACCACCCCCACCUGGCUUUCUGUCUGUGUGUGACUGUGAAACAAUGGUCUGGGCCUUUGUUGACCUCAUGCUUGAGGGUUCCUCGCAUGCAUGGCACAGAAUUUGAGAUUUGGCUCUUUGGACUCCCUGGCCUGGUGGUCAAUGGCAAAAAUGUCUCAGUCCUCCACUCUGGGGCUGCACAGCUGAAUGAUAUGCUGAUUGCUGUGCAAAAAUCUGCCUUGCUUAAAUGCCAGAGGUAUUUCUGAUCAUGCAAAUUCAGUAUGCAUCAGACAUUCUGGCAGGAAGACAGGCCCUGGAGAUGCCAUGGCUGCCUGUCUGAUGAGAUCAGGUCCCACACUGCAGCAGCUGAAGUUCUCCAGAAUGAUGGUGACUUCUCACCAUGUCUGAGUGCUGUGUCAGCUGAGCUGAUAUCUGCAGUAUGGAGAGUGCCUUGGUUGCAUCAUACUCCUCUCAAUGGCUCUUGCAAAUCCUGCAUGAACUCCACCCACUCUUUUCUUGCCUGGCCAACUGCAGCAGGAUGUGUAUCUGUUGGGUGUACUGGCAGGCAGACAGACCCUGGAGGUUGCCAUGACUGGCUGGCCAGACCUGGUGUCCCUGACCACAAACCCAGAAUCUAGUCUUUCAUUGGCUGUCAGUUCAGGGACAUCAUCCUGCGCCAAAGCAAGCAGAGUUUGCCAGCAUGGAAGUGCUGUUCAUCUACAAAUCUGAGCAAUACAUGCUGCUCUUGCGGCACACAAUGUGCCAUGAUGAUCACAACUGGGGUGCAGUGGUGUUACAUUACAUUGUUGUAUGGCUGGAUGGACUUGGGGGAAGAGAGUGAGUGUUCUGUGAAUGCCCAGAUUGCCUGAUUGACAGCCCUGUAGGUUGUCAAAAUUCAAUAAAGGAGCUGGUGUUUGCACUGUCAGUGGCAGCCAGACAACCCUCAGCUCAGCUGAGCAGUUCAAUUGCAUUCUUUCACUAUACAGUUUGUCAACUACACUCCCUCCAAUUCUGAACCCAAAACUGCUCUUAUGUUCCCCCACAAGUUUGCUUCUGCUCUGACUUCUGCUUCUGCAUUACUGCCCCUUAAACUCUAUUUUCAGCACUGUGAUCUCCUGCCUGUGAACCUGUCUUCUUGCUCUGAAUCUCUUCUUCCUCUCCUUAUUGCAUGCUCUCUGUCUGUGCCACAAGCAUUUUCUGUGGUCCCUGCACUGCCAACAUCAUAUCUACUGCUGGCCCCCCUACCUUCAUGGAUCUCAGAGAGCUUGUCCUCCAGAGACUGUAAAUGAAGCCAAGGUGGUGGCCUGGAUUGCCCACUGAAUGACUUUGACAGGGAAUUUAUUGAGAAUGGUAUUGUCAGCAUACCUGAUAACAAUAAUGAGAGUAUUGUGGAUUCAACUACUAA